Messenger RNA from Stylonychia lemnae, 288 nucleotides. The record is from the annotation of a GenBank genome assembly. Lineage: Eukaryota; Ciliophora; Spirotrichea; Sporadotrichida; Oxytrichidae.
AUGUUUAAAGACUGCAAAUAUAAGUUAAAGCACAUCUCACUUGCGGCAUCAAAUUAAAAGAACCUUAAUAGGUAUGAUCACAAACAAGAGAUUGAACCAUAUAUUCACUCAGCUUAGCUCGUAAAAAGUAGUAAAAUAAGAUCUACCUCAAGAAAUUAGAACAUUGAGAAUAAUGAUUUAUAAAAUUAAAAUACUAAAAAGCGUCAAAAGCAAAAUCAAUAAAUAAAGAGAAAAAGAAGACUAAGAGAGCUAAAAACAAUUUAUAACAAAACUUAGUUCGAAAAUUGA